This is a messenger RNA of Oppiella nova, 560 nucleotides long. The record is from the annotation of a GenBank genome assembly. NCBI's taxonomy places the organism in Eukaryota, Metazoa, Arthropoda, Arachnida, Sarcoptiformes, Oppiidae.
AUUGUAUCAUUAGUUUUCAAUACAAUUACUAUUAAACCGAUUGUUAGCCGUAUUUGUGGUGCACUCCUAUGCAUGCAGUCAUGCAUUCACUCCAUGUGUUUGUCUGUGUCUUAGCCAUCAGUCUGUCCGUCGAUUGUGUCGAUCGCAACAACUUUAAGACCUGCGAUCAGACCGGCUUCUGUCGUCGACAACGAAAUCAGACGCCAAGCGAAGACAAUCAGUGGCUUGUGGUCAGCGAUUCAGUGGUUCCCGCAGCCGAUGAACAAUCGGUUGAGUUUCGGCUUAAGAAUAGCCAAUCGGGGGUCACAUUGCAGGCCAUUAUCUAUGCGCUAAUCGACGGUCAAGUGAUACGUCUGAAAGUGAAUGAAUUGAAUGGUUUGCGGCAGAGGUUUGAGGCGAAGGACUCUCUCCUGACAGACAUUCCGCACUCGAGGCUCAAAGUGGUGGACCAAACGGCACAGGGAUUUGUUGUCCAGUUGACGGGCACUAAGAACAAGGCGUUUGUCAGUACCAACCCAUUCAGGAUCGAUGUCUACAGCGAUGACAAACUGGUCAUCAGU